This is a messenger RNA of Penicillium coprophilum, 780 nucleotides long. RefSeq lists its product as uncharacterized. The transcript has 2 exons. Lineage: Eukaryota; Fungi; Ascomycota; Eurotiomycetes; Eurotiales; Aspergillaceae. Bases 1 to 780 code for a protein of 259 amino acids. The record is from RefSeq and is a predicted model, not a curated record.
AUGAACCUCGGGUACCUAACCCUCUUGGUGGUAUUGCUACAAACUGUAUCGGCUCAGUUUUGCUCAUUCUGGAAUAACGGAUGUAUCGACUCGCUCGCUCAAACUGCGAUUCGUUUCGACCUCAACCCUCUCUUCCCGGACCCUGUCACGCUCUAUUAUGGCUUUGAUGCCAGUUCCUCUGGCAAGGGCGAAGGGCCCAUGACUAAAACCGCGUUCUGGCUGGGAUAUCAAAAUAAAAACAUCAAUAUAAAUGCUGUUGACUCGAAUCGCACCUCGGAGAUCGGUCUCAGGAUUGGGAAUUUGACCGGUACCCCUUCCGGGGCGAACAAUGGAUGUGAUGGGAUUUGGGGUGAUGAUUGUUCUCGUGAUCUUAAGAGUGCCUUACAGAAGGGUAUAUAUCGCCUUGCUGUUUCCGGAGAGUACUAUUCCAAACCUCUCGAGGUCGUUCUGAACAAGAUGUUGAUGAAGCCGCCGCCGUUGCCUGGGUGUCCCCCACCAACUCUUGACGUCGCGUCUAUUCCAGUCCAAGAUUUCGCCAGAGAACGAGUCCCCGAACAGAACGUCACCAUCAUGCCACCUGGCUCGGGCGCUUGGCCUUGGCAGGUCUGGUACCUUGAUGGCAUGAGCGCCCACAACCAAGCUUCUCAAGUGGCAGUUGCCAUCAUCAGUCGCGCCCCUUCCUACAAUAGUAUACCACCAGAUGGCCCAGACGAUAUCAUGGUUGAACUUGUCUGUGUGCAGGCUCCUUCUAGUGGAUCUUCGAAGGGUUCUCAUGACUAA